AUGAAUAAUUGGCAACAUUUCUUCAACAAUCCUGUUGAUCUUUCGGAACAUCUGAAAAAGCCAUACUUUCGCUUCGAUAAUAGGGACAAGGAAGUUACAGCGAUUAGCUUCGAUGAGAAGGCAAAUUUAAUAUGGAGCGGAGAUAGUUAUGGUUGCAUUUCCUCAUAUGACCCAACAUUUCAACUUUAUACAAGAUAUAGGGGUCACAUAGGCGGAAACUCUGUAAAGGACAUCCUUAGCCAUCGAGAUGGUAUUUUAUCUAUUAGUGAAGAUUCAUUGCAUUUUGCUAAUAGAAGAGGCGUUACUAAAUUAAACUUAACUAGCAUUGAUAUUGCUGCAUUUAGUGAGUUAAAUACCAUGUGCUAUACUCCCCAUUCGCUACAAAAUAAUAUUUACUGUGGUGGUGACAACACAAACUGGGGAAUUGCCUCAAUUGACUUGAAUAAAGGUACAUUGGACUCACUUUUGAACUACUCUUUCAAGGUGAAGUUACUGUGCUCUAAUAAUAAAAUACUGUCUAUCGGGAGACAAACAGGGUCUGUGGAUUUGCUAGAUCCGGCAUCCAAUCGUACAAUAAAAUCUUUUAAUGCACACUCUGCAUCCAUAUCCGCUAUGGAUUUACGAGAUAAUACCUUGGUCACAGUAGGAAAAUCCAAAAGAUUUUAUAACCUAUAUGCUGACCCAUUUGUGAAUGUCUACGAUAUCAGAACAAUGCGUCAACUUCCUCCAGUCUCUUUUUCUAAAGGAACAACUAUGGGAUCUGGAGGUGCAGACUUUGUUCAAUUACACCCUUUGCUUCCUACUGUUAUGAUUGUCGCUUCUAGUUCGGGUUCUUUUGAUUUCAUUGAUCUUUCCAAUCCAACUUUGAGAACACAAUAUGUUCAUCCUUGCCAAUCAAUUAAGAAGUUCUCUUUAUCACCCAACGGUGAUGUAUUGGGCAUACUAGAGGCAGAUAACCACCUAGAUACAUGGAGAAGAUCAUCUAACAAUAUGGGAAUGUUUACCAAUACACCUGAAAUGUUGUCAUACCCUGAUUAUUUUAAUGACAUUACAUCUGACGCUCCUAUAUCAGUCGAUGACGAUACGUAUCCCUUGAGUUCUGUGGGAAUGCCUUACUAUCUUGACAAACUUUUAUCUGCGUGGCCUCAUGUAGUAUUUAAAAGUGAAGGCACUAUACCACAAUUAGUUGGUAAAGCACCACUACCAUCGAGCGGGAAGUUAAAAAGCAAUACCGCUGUGAUCUCAAGCCAAAAUGAGAUAUUGAACUCAUCAGAGUUUCCUCUGUUACGAUAUGAUCGCACCAAAUACGGUAUGAGAAAUACUGUACCAGACUAUGUUUGUUUAAGAGAUUUGAGGAAACAGAUAACAACCGGUAUAGAAACUAGUGAUAUACAAACGUAUACAGCAAUAAACAAGUACGAAGUACCACCUGCGUACAGUAGACUACCGCUGACAUCAGGCAGGUUUGGUACGGAUAAUUUUAAUUUCACUCCCUUUAAUAACACGGAAUAUUCCGGAUUAGAUCCAGAUGUUGACAACCACUAUACAAAUGCUAUCAUACAAUUAUACCGUUUUAUUCCCGAAAUGUUUAAUUUCGUAGUCGGAUGUUUGAAAGAUGAAAAUUUCAAAACAACCUUGUUAACUGAUCUGGGUUAUCUCUUCGAUAUGAUGGACAGAUCACAAGGAAAAAUUUGUAGCUCCUCCAACUUCCAAGCGUCGUUGAAAUCUUUAACGGACAAAAGAGAAUUAAAAAGCAAUGUAUCACAAGAGCAUCUAGAAGAAUAUUUAGAAUCGCUGUGCAUAGGAGAAAGCAUUGAAGAUUUUAGUUCCUCUGAAAGUAUUAAACGCAACAUGCCUCAAAAAUUCAAUAGAUUCCUGCUUUCACAACUCAUUAAAGAGGAAGCACAAACCGUCAAUCAUAAUAUAACACUCAAUCAAUGUUUUGGUCUUGAAACGGAAAUAAAAACAGAAUGUAGUUGCGAUCACUAUGAAACUACUGUCAAACUGCUACCUUCUCUAUCAAUUUCAGGAAUUAAUAAGACUGCAAUAAAGCAAUUAAAUAAAAAGAGCAACGGGCUAAAUAUAUUACCAUACAUCGAAUACGCCAUGAAAAGUGUAAUCCAAAAGAACAGUAUCUGCCCCGUCUGUGGAAAAGCCGAAACUAUUACUCAGGAGCAUACAGUCAAGAAUCUGCCUUCAGUACUGUCAUUGGAAUUAUCACUAUUAGAUACUGAAUUGUCAAAUAUAAGGCCGUCGAAGAAUUGGUUGAUUAGUGAAUUUUAUGGUAGUAUUAUAAAGAACAAGGCAUUCUUACGAGCAUCAGCAUCCGAGUUGAAGGGCACAGGCCACAUAUUCAAAUACGAAUUGAACGGUUAUGUAGCUAAAAUUACUGACAACAAUAACGAGACGCGUCUAGUGACAUACAUUAGAAAGUAUGAUCCGAACAAAAAUGACUUCAAGUGGCUCAUGUUUAAUGAGUAUCUGGUUGUUGAGAUAUCAGAAGAAGAGGCGCUUAAGAUGACAUACCCUUGGAAGACACCAGAGAUUAUCAUAUAUUGUGAUGCGGAAGAAUUGCGGAAACCAUUUUUCUCUGUUGAUACGUAUUCCAUUAACUAUGAUAUAUUAUUUCGUGAUUAUUUUGCAAACGGAAUAAGGGAUACUGCAAGAAGCGAGUAUAAGUUACUAACACACAAUGAAGCACCCAAAUCAGGAACUUUAGUAGCCAUUGAUGCAGAGUUUGUUUCAUUGCAAAGCGAAUUAUGUGAAAUUGAUCACCAAGGAAUCAGAAGUAUUGUUAGACCUAAAAGAACUGCUCUUGCCAGAAUAUCCAUUAUUAGAGGCGAGGAAGGAGAACUAUAUGGUGUACCUUUUGUUGAUGAUUACGUGGUAAAUACAAACCACAUAGAAGACUACCUAACAAGAUACAGUGGGAUACUCCCCGGUGACUUAGAUCCUACAAAAAGUACUAAAAGACUUGUAGAAAGAAAUGUAGUAUAUCGGAAAGUCUGGCUGCUAAUGCAGCUUGGUUGUGUAUUUGUUGGUCACGGUUUGAAUAACGAUUUCAAACACAUUAAUAUCAACGUCCCAAAAAACCAAAUUCGCGAUACCGCCAUAUACUUCUUACAAGGAAAGAGAUACCUUUCAUUACGUUACCUGGCAUAUGUGUUGCUAGGAAUGAAUAUCCAAGAAGGAAAUCAUGAUUCUAUUGAGGAUGCACAUACUGCUUUGAUUCUUUACAAAAAAUACCUCGAUUUAAAACAGAAAGCAAUUUUCGAGAAGGUCCUGAACAGCGUAUAUGAAGAAGGAAGAGCCCACAAUUUCAAAGUCCCAGAAAACCUAAAGGGGUAG
Molecule: messenger RNA, 3348 nt
Organism: Saccharomyces mikatae IFO 1815
Lineage: Eukaryota; Fungi; Ascomycota; Saccharomycetes; Saccharomycetales; Saccharomycetaceae
Gene: PAN2
Product: poly(A)-specific ribonuclease
Exons: 1
Coding region: 1-3348 (1115 amino acids)
Biological process (GO): nuclear-transcribed mRNA poly(A) tail shortening
Cellular component (GO): P-body; PAN complex
Molecular function (GO): nucleic acid binding; protein binding
Source: RefSeq, a predicted model, not a curated record